Messenger RNA from Syngnathus acus (greater pipefish), 2416 nucleotides. RefSeq lists its product as uncharacterized. The coding region runs from base 149 to 2416 and encodes 755 amino acids. The record is from RefSeq and is a predicted model, not a curated record. Gene Ontology annotation, molecular function: signaling receptor activity; carbohydrate binding. Lineage: Eukaryota; Metazoa; Chordata; Actinopteri; Syngnathiformes; Syngnathidae. The transcript is spliced from 20 exons.
CCGGGCACUUUUUGUUUACGCUCAUGCUUGUUCUCAUUUGCGCUCCCUUGCAGCCAGGUCCACCAGUCCUCCUCCGCCGCUCCCAGCCUGGAGCGACAAAUGCGGCUGGGAGUGGCUGGACAACCCCGCCAACGACUUCUGCUACCUGAUGAGAGGGAACCAGCUCAAAAGCUGGAAGGAGGGGCGCGACGACUGCAACCGACACGAUGCCCAUCUGCUCACUAUCACGGACUCUCACGAGCAGGCCUUUGUGCACGGUCACAGCAAAGCCGUGCUCACCACUCCCUCGCUGUGGCUGGACGCCGACGCCCCCUUCGCCGAGAGCGGCGGCCGGUGGGCCGACGGCUCCCCGUUCAGCUACGUCCACCUGAGCGCCGGUCACCAUGGCGACAAAGUUGGGGGACGCUGUCUUUCCUUUCUCAUUGACAACGGCGACUGGAAAUUUGACGUGUGCGAGAUCAAGAGAGGCUACAUCUGCAAGACAAGAGCGGCGACAGCGCAACAAGCUACGCUGCCUCACGCCGGUUUCCUCAAGCAAGAGAUAUGCGAGAACGCCGACAACCGAGCCAUUUGCCCCGAGGACAGAGUCAUGCGCAUCCAGUCGGCCUUCUACGGACGGAGGAGCAGCAACGUCUGCUCGGCCCAACGCGGCUCAGACGCCAAAUGUACGGUGGAAGGUGCCCUCCUUCACUACAGGAAAGAGUGCGACAACUGCCACCAGUGCCUCGUCAAGCCCAUGAAGGAGGACCCCUGCCCCGAGGUCUCCAAAUACCUCCAGAUGGUCUACACCUGCGAAACGGACGAGUGUUUUCACAGUUUAGGCAACACCCAAGGCAGCCUGAAAAAGUUGAAGCUGAGAGCCUCCUCCUCAUUGAGCGGCUUCGGCCCCGACAAGGCUUGCCUCAAUGGGAAAAGCUGCUGGAAACCGUUGAAGCCUAUGGACAGCUGGAUCGAGGUGGACUUAGGCGAGAUGAAAAAAGUGACCGGGAUGGAGAUCCAGAUGUGUCCUACGGCCUCCUCCAGGCACUGGUCCAGGUUUAAGAUGACCCAUAGUUUGGACGGACAGGACUGGACCGACCACUCCCAAAUACUUUCCCCCGGAGCGACUCAGACCCUGAUGGAGCCCAUGCUAGCCCAGUUCAUCCGCAUCCUGCCACUGGAUCACCAAUGGAACGUCGGCCUCCGCUUUGACGUCUUGGGAUGCGCGCUUGACAAUGUGAUCAGCUGCGACGAGCAGUUCGUCAAUGUCGCCUUGGACAAGCAGCCCACUACGGUCUUCUGUCCGCCGGGUUGCGCCAAGUUGGACCAGCAAGUCUACGGCACGUGGGGGUACAAAGAGGAAUCUCACAUCUGCGCCGCCGCCAUCCACGCCGGCGUCAUCGCUGACAAGACCGGAGGAAAGUGCACCUUGCUGAAAGCGCCGCCGCAGAAGAGCUUCCAAGCAUCCGAACAGAACGGAAUCCUCUCCAAACAACUGAACCAAGAGGGGCCUUUGGCUUUCACGUUUGCCGACGGAGAGAUGAGAUGCUUGGGACCUGAGUGGGAGGAGUUUGCCGGCUUUUGCUACAACAUUUUUGAGGACAAGAAGACCUGGGCCGAGGCUCAGCACGCCUGCGGGACUUUUGGCGCCCAGCUGGUGUCCGUGGGUUCCCUAGUGGAGCAGGAGUGGCUGAAGACGACUUUGUACUUUGAUGACAGCGACACGUGGACCGGACUCAAUGACCUGGCUGUUCCCGGCAUGUUCGUGUGGUCAGACCGCCGCCCUGUGACCUUGACCUUCUGGGCUGCCGGAGAGCCCAACAACGAGCUCCCCUUGGACGACAACUGCGUGGCGGCGGCUUACCAGACGGGACGCUGGAUGCGGAUGUUGUGCACGCAGCUCAAUCGCUUCGUGUGCAAGAUGCCCAAAGCGCAUUACACCAUCGCCGCUGGAGAGCCCGAGACGGAAAGCGGCGAUUCCAAGGCCUUGUCCAUGGUGUCGACUGGAACUUGCAAAGACCUUGUCCUGGAAAUGAUGAAAGGUCUUCAGGUGGGAAGUACCAUCACCAUCAAAGGGCAGGGCAACGACAAGACCAAGAGCUUCCAAGCCAGCUUGCUCAACGCCGACAACCAAUCCAUCCUGCAGCUCAAGCUGGACGCCGAGACCCGAACCGUCACGCUGAGCUCCCAACUGGACAGCGACCUGGACCAGCAGCAGCUAAACCAGCUGCACGUUGCCCGUAUCCCCCUGCAACGUGGAGUGGACUUCAAGAUCGUCAUCAGCUGCGCCCAGCAAGUCUUCCGUGUUUUGGCCGGGGGCCACCGGCUGCACUACGCCUACCAGCGCCACCUCCGACUGGCAGACAUCACGCUGCUGCGACUGCAUGGCGACGUGUCGCUGAAGGUCGUCCGCCUGGCGACGGCGCCGCCCACCUGA